AAAAAAUAUUCGAUGUCUAUUUAGUAAGGAAUCAAAUUAGAAUGACGUUCAAUUUCAAGCCAGGUGGUUUUAAUUUUGGUGGUACAACAUCCAGUGCAGCCCCUGUUGGGGGUCAGUCAACAUUUUCAUUUGGUGGAGCGAAUUCUACCUUGCCUGCUAACUCAACAACAGGAACGCAACCAUCAUUUAACUUUGCUAGUGGAAAUACAGCGCCAUCUGCUACUACUUCCACAUUGGGUGGAACCGGAUUUUCAUUUAGUGCUGCAUCAACUGCUGGUAGUACUGCGCAAACCAUUGGUAGUAAUUUUGGUUCAUUAGGUGGGGCUAAACCAUUCAGUUUUGGUGCAGCUACUGCCGUGACUACACAAGCAGCAGCUACAAAGCCCAACACCACUGCACCAUUUGCUGGACUUAGUACAAGCAAAACAAAUAAUGCUCCACAGCAAAGCGGUUUUUCAUUCUCAAACUCAACAACUAGUACUUCCGGUGGAAUGUUUUCAUCUAAUCUACUAAAAGGCCAGACUACAUCUGCUGCAGCAACUACGCCUUUUGCAGUAGCUUCAAGUGCAACUUCAACACCAUCUUUGUCACUGGGUACUAGCACUGCUAAACAGUUCACCCUCUCCACUUCAACAACAGCAACAGCUUCGACAGGAAGCACCAUUGUUUCUACUGGUGCAACGACCAACCUUGCAUCAGCUGCGGCAACUCAACUCAAGCAAAUGUCAUACAAGGAACUUGAGGAAACAGUUGAAAAAUGGCUUCAUGAUCUUGGAGAGCAAGAGAAAACAUUUUUAAAUCAAGCUUCUCAAGUUAAUCUUUGGGAUAGACAACUGAUUGAAAAUGGAGAGAAAGUGACAGAGUUGCAUAAUGAGGUUGAAAGAGUUAAAUCUGAACAAAAGAGGCUAGAUCGAGAAUUAGACUUCAUAUUGUCUCAACAAGAAGAGUUGGAAGAGCUUUUGCAACCACUUGAAACGCAAGUAAAAUCACAACAAGCAUUGAAGCACUCACAACACUCUGAUAUAGAAAGGGAACGUACAUUUAGAAUGGCAGAAAACAUAGAUUCACAGUUAAAAACAAUGAUGCAGGACUUGAAAGAAAUAAUUGACUACAUAAACAAAUCUCACGUUUCACCUUCAAAAACUGAUGACACUAUGAGCCAAGUUGCAAAAAUACUGAAUGCGCAUAUGGACUCGCUACAGUGGAUCGAUCAAAAUGCAAAUCAGCUGCAGCAACGAAUGAAGGACGUUAGUCAGCUUGUUUCUGCAAGAAAACGAAAUUAUGACAGAACAUUUCACUUGACUUAAAACUGACGUUUUCAUAACAUUACUUUUUUUACAUUACAUGUUUUUGUUGGAUAAAAUAGUAAACUUUUGCUGCAA
Hydractinia symbiolongicarpus is the source of this 1382-nucleotide messenger RNA. RefSeq names its product nuclear pore glycoprotein p62-like. The record is from RefSeq and is a predicted model, not a curated record. Gene Ontology annotation, cellular component: nuclear pore central transport channel; nuclear pore. Gene Ontology annotation, biological process: RNA export from nucleus; protein import into nucleus. Bases 42 to 1307 code for a protein of 421 amino acids. The transcript has 4 exons. NCBI's taxonomy places the organism in Eukaryota, Metazoa, Cnidaria, Hydrozoa, Anthoathecata, Hydractiniidae. Gene Ontology annotation, molecular function: phospholipid binding; structural constituent of nuclear pore.